This is a messenger RNA of Centropristis striata (black sea bass), 4117 nucleotides long. It is a transcript of the gene dstyk, whose product is annotated as dual serine/threonine and tyrosine protein kinase. The transcript is spliced from 14 exons. The record is from RefSeq and is a predicted model, not a curated record. Gene Ontology annotation, molecular function: ATP binding; protein kinase activity. Lineage: Eukaryota; Metazoa; Chordata; Actinopteri; Perciformes; Serranidae. Gene Ontology annotation, biological process: protein phosphorylation. Bases 918 to 3704 code for a protein of 928 amino acids.
UGGCUGUGUCGACUUUCUGUUUUGCAGUGAUUUGAUUGCUUGGUCUCAGCUAUGUGAGUUGGUCCCAGACACCUCGCCCUGCACCACCAGCACGGACUCUCCUCUUCAUCUUCCUCAUCGUUAUCGGAAGAGAAAAUAGUUUCAUGUAAGGUUGUGUCGCCGUCGCUCCGCAGGGUGGAAGAUGUCCGCUGGCUUCUCCGGGCCAGAGCCAGUUUAGGAAGAUCUUUUCCCACGGAGUCAGGACCAGUCCGCUCAGGAGAACACCAACGCCGUUUUUCCUGUCGUGCUUAGCUUGUCAUUUAGAGGCAACUGUCAAAGUUGGGCCCCCUCUUUAAAACACGGAGCUGCAUGGGUGUGAGACUUUGCCCUGGACUGUUUAGGUGGAGUUAGCGGCUAUGUGUGUUUGGCCAGGCCAAGGCGAGGACGGAGCGGGGAUGCCUUCUGGCUAGCAGCGCUAACGUUAUCUGGACCGCAGCUAGGUCGCAAAACACGCAUUAUUUAGCACGUUGGUCGGCGACAUUUCGUCGUGGUGUUGGUAUAUUCUGAUUUUUAAGACACUCCUCCCUCUUUCACCAGUCACACAGUCUGUGGUAACAAGGAAGAUGACGAAUUAGCGGUUACUUUGUUUGUUUCUGUCCUCCAGUCGUGCUAGUGACUUCCAGCAAUAUAACAACACAAGCCUAUACUUUAUUCACUGACACAAAAAACUGCAUUUCAGCACUAAAACACUAAUGUUAAUGUUAUUAUUUCACACUGCCAGGCAGGUGGGUAGACAAACAUGUCUACUAACUAACUAGCACGCACGGAAAAAGGUGUGAUACCGGGAUUGAUUGACAUUUGAGCAGCACAACAGAAGACGUACAAUUUGUGUGUUUGGCACCUGUUUAACUUUGAGGAGAAGACGGCACAAGAAGACCAUGGAGGGAAAUGUACAGCAACAGAAAACGACUCCUUUAGCUCGGGAGCUGACGAGGAUAUUUAACAGCUACAACAAACACACCAUACAGCUGAAGAAAAACCUGAAGGAGACUAAUGGUUUCUUUCGGGAAAUAAGGCAAAACUACAGCAAUGCAUGUGCAUCCACCACAAACUCGGAUUCAGCGUAUUGCGAGUCAGGCCAGCUCAGCUGCAUUUCUUUCCCCACCCAUGAGGAAGAGUUUCUGCGCAACACUGUGGGCGCUGCCCCGUACAUCCUGGUACUUGGCCAGGACUGUGCUGCCCGCUACCAGCUGCUCAACUGCCUUCUGGGGGAGAGGCUGCUGCCACUGGGCCCCGAGGCCGGAGAGGCUUGUGAAGGAGUCCAGGGUACUGUCUGCAAAAGGCGGAAGCUGUGUUUCACCCAUGGGAGACAGACACGGCUCAGCUUAGCACUGCCUGGCCAGUAUGAGCUGGUGCACCAGCUGGCGGCAAACUGUGGCCGCUGGGACACAGUACCCCGAGAAGACCUCGAGAUCCAUGAGGAAUGUGAGGACCCGGCCCACAGGCUAGCAGAGCUGGAGAUCACCCUGCAUCACCCACUGCUACAGGAAACGAAGGUCAUGGUGGUGCCUUGUCCGAGUGUCCAGCCAAUAGAAGAGGCUUUGGAAGACUGCACCCGCAGCGUGAUCCCCAUCAUACUCUACGCCAUCAACCAAGACUCCUUAAGCGCAGAGCAGGUGGCGGAGCUCUGGAAGGUCAAAGAGAUGCUCCCCUUUCCCAUCUGUUUUAUUCGGAUCCCUGACACCAUUCCAGCAGCCUCCCCAGAACCCGGCCGCCGUGCAGAGAAGGAAAAGGAAAAAGAGAGGGAGAAAAGCCCCCUCCAUAAGCAGCUACUCUCCCUCGGCUUCCUCAGUAGCCCGACAGGGAACUGCUCCUGUGGCGCCCCUACACAGAUACCCACCCCGGGUGCUAAGCCCCAGAGCGUGCUGGGUGAGGCUUUCGAAAGGCUGCAUCGGUUGCUGGUGCCUUUUACUCGCCAAGUGCUGCAAAACCAGCAGGUGGAGGCUGCCAACCUGCUUAAUGGGGUUCACUGUCGCUGUCUAGAUCUUUUCAUCAACCAGGCCUUUGACAUGCAGAGGGACCUGCAGAUAACGCCGCGCAGGCUGGAGUACACCCGUGAGAAAGAGGGUGAACUCUUCAACUCCCUUAUGGCCAUCGCUAACCGAAAACAGGAAGAGAUGAAGGAGAUGAUAGUGGAAACGCUGGGCAGCAUGAAAGAACAGCUGCUGGAGGAUGCUGCCAACCUGGAGUUUACAGACAUCAUUGUAACAACUAAUGGAGAACCCGUUACAUCGAAGGAGAUCAAAUCUUGCAUCCACCAGAUCCAGGAGUUGAUAGUGGUUCGUCUGAAUCAGGCCGUGGCCAAUAAGCUGAUCAGUUCUGUGGACUAUCUGAGGGAGAGCUUCGUAGGAACUCUGGAGCGAUGUCUCAACAGUCUGGAGAAGUCAAACAUGGAUGUCUCUGUCCACAAUAUCACUUCCAAUCACCUCAAACAGUUAUUAAAUGCUGCCUAUCAUGUGGAGGUCACCUUUCAUUCAGGAUCCUCUGUCACGAGACUCUUCUGGGAGCAAAUCAAACAGAUAAUCCACAGGAUAACGUUUGUGAACCCUCCCGCCAUCACUCCAGAGUGGAAGCGGAAAGUGGCCCAGGACGCCAUAGAAAGUCUCAGUGCUGCCAAACUGGCCAGAAGCAUCUGCGCCCAGUUCAGAACCCGCCUCAACAGCUCCCAUGAGGCCUUUGCAGCAUCUCUGCGCCAGCUGGAGGAAGGGCACACGGGGCGUCUGGAGCGCACUGAGGACCUGUGGCUGCGUGUGAGGAAGGACCACGCCCCUCGGCUGGCCCGCCUGUCUCUGGAGAGCCGCUCCCUCAGGGACGUGCUGCUGCAUGGCAAGCCUAAGCUCGGGCGGGAGUUGGGUCGUGGUCAGUAUGGAGUUGUGUACCUAUGUGACAGUUGGGGAGGACACUACCCAUGCGCCUUAAAGUCCGUGGUACCGCCUGAUGAUAAACACUGGAACGACCUGGCUUUGGAGUUUCACUACACGAGGUCCCUGCCCAAGCAUGAGCGGCUGGUCGACCUGCAUGGCUCUGUGAUCGAUUAUACUUACGGAGGUGGCUCCAGCAUCGCUGUGCUGCUCAUCAUGGAGCGGCUGCACAGAGACCUCUAUACAGGCUUAAAGGCCGGUUUAUCACUGAGGGAGAGACUUCAGAUCGCUCUGGAUGUGGUGGAGGGGAUCCGCUUUCUGCAUGGUCAGGGCCUCUUGCACAGAGACAUAAAGCUUAAGAAUGUUCUGUUGGACAAACAAAAUCGUGCGAAGAUCACAGACCUGGGUUUCUGUAAACCAGAGGCCAUGAUGUCUGGCAGCAUUGUUGGAACGCCCAUCCACAUGGCUCCAGAGCUGUUUACAGGAAAGUACGAUAACUCCGUGGAUGUUUACGCCUUUGGGAUCCUUUUCUGGUACCUCUGCACUGGUUCAGUCAAACUCCCAGAAGCCUUUGAGAAAUGCUCCAGUAAAGACCAGCUCUGGAAUAAUGUUAAAAAAGGAGCCCGACCCGAGCGGUUGCCCACUUUCGAUGAGGAAUGCUGGCAGCUGAUGGAGGCCUGCUGGAACGGGGAUCCUUCCCAGAGGCCCCUGCUCGGCAUCGUGGAGCCCAGCCUGCAAAGCAUCGUGGUCCGGCUCUGCAACUGCUCGGAACAGAAAAGCAGCAGCCUCGAGGACUCAAACUGAAAGCACUCCAGAUAAACUAACACGCGUGUGACAGGGAUUCUGAUCAGAAAAAGUAUUUUUCUUGUAUUUAUGAAGAACGGAGACGAACAGGUGACAAAUGAAUAAUGUUUGAACUGUCCUCCUUUUGUUGGAUUUACAUUAUUUAUGAGGAGUUGAUACAAACCACAAGUUUGCAAAUAUGUGUGUUUUAUUGUUUGUGCUUUGUGUAUUUGCAUGACAUCAUGCUUUUGUCAUAGCUUUCGUGCUAAUUGCUACUUGGUCAUAGAAUUGUUACUAGAUGCAAAUUGUUUUAAAAGUAGUCCAUUUCCAGUGUUAUAAAAAAUAUAAAUUUAUAAAAGAUUAAUUUUAGAUUGUAUUUAAACUGAACAUGUCUGCAUCUAUACACUUUUUUUUAAUAAAAUGAUCUGUUACAA